GAUAAAUCUCCCCCAAUAUGUGUAAGACAGUCUAGAGUUACGCGGUUUAAGGUAUAUCUAAACUAGGGGUUGUGCCACUAACAACAUUAAUCCCCUAUCCACGGGAUAGGAGAUAAAUGUAUGAUCACAGGGACCCCCAUCGAUCACGAGAGGAGAUCCAAUCCCUUGUCUGAACAAAGUGGUAGUCACAAGGAUCAGGACCGUGUCUCAAUUUACUUUUCAUGGGACCAACUAUAGAAUAGUGCUAUACUCGCUCAGUCACAUAGACCGUGAAUGCGGAGGCAGCACAUACAUGUGACUGCUGGUCCAUUCAGAUGGGGGAUUCAGGUCAUAAUACAGCAACGUUUGUCCAGUUUAGACCCCCAAGUACAAUGCACGGUCAUGUACAAGGAACCUUGCAAGGGUUGAAAAGUGGCCCCAGACAUCCCAACACAGCCAGUCCACACCUCGCCUCUCAGGAGAGGGCUAGGAUGGAAAAAGUGGGACCCCCCUCCCCGGUACUACCAGGAUGGUCUCAAGUUUGUGAGGGAAUACAAGCUGGAGGGUCUCAAGUCCCACUUGUGGAAACCAAAGUCUGUCCACAAGUUUAUCAGAAGAAAGGAUUUAGUGGCACCUAUUCUAGGGCUCUCCGAAGCCUCGGCUGACCGUGUGGAAACGUGGCUUCUAAUAGGCUUAACAAUGGGCACAAAGACGUGGCAUGGAUGGCCAUUCAGGAGGGCCUGCCCAGGGGUCAAGUCCUGCAAAAAAAAGUGUGGGAACUCCCAAGAUUUCCACUCAAAGGGCUGGUCCUGCAGGACUCCUGCUGUGAAAAAAAGUGCAGGAACUCCAUUCCCAUGUGCUACUGUACUUGAGCCCUGGAGCUGCCCCAGAGUAUGCUCAAGGACUUUGCAACACCAGGACCUGCUGUAAUCUGCAGCCCAUCUUACACAAUCCAGCACCUCCUCGCUCACUCCCACCUCCCGGGUCCCUUUAAUCGGCUUGGGUGCUGUACCGUCCUCCUCACUCUGCCACCAACCAAUCCUCGGGCUGCCAUGCUGCUCUUGCUCCUCUUGGUGCUGCCACUCUCUCAGGGAGGGGAGCUGAAAAAGCCGGCGCUGAACGAAGAGUUCAACGUGGUGGUGUACGGGACACUGCAACUGGGGCAGGCCCUGGGGGACACUUACAGUUCUACCACUGACAAACUGCAGAGGAUCAUGGGUAGGCAGGGCAAGUUGGAGAAGAAGCUGGAGAUGCUGCAGGCGGAGGUUUCCCGGACAAGGCAAGGGACGAGACGGAUUGGCGAGGAGAUCGAGAGGCUCCAGAGAGAAGAGCUGGAGACCAGAUCUCUCGCCCACAAGGCGGCAGAGGAUGUGCGGGACGCCCAGACGGAGUACGCAGAGCUCCAGAGAAGGGUGCAGGAUCUGGAGAAAGGGGUGCGAGCUCAGCAGCAACAUCAUCCUAAUCUAAAGGAGCGGGUAGAACAGCAGAGUCUAAUUCUCCAAGUCAUCACUUCAGAAUCGUCGCGGCAGAAGAGGCAGAUGGCGGAGCAGAGGAAAAGACUUCUUACCAUCCUCAAACAGGCCUCUGCUAUUGGUGAAAGAUGAUGGCCAAGGAAGAACCUAAAGGGUCAUCAUUAUGGCCAAGGAAGAACCUAAAGGGUCAUCAUUAUGGCCAAGGAAGAACCUAAAGGGUCAUCAUUCUAUUGGGCCACGUUCCUCUUGGUCAUAAGCUGGGGACAGGGUGCUUUGGAUCCAAAAAGCUUCCAGGCCUACCACCCAAACCAGCAGGAAGACAAGGCCAUGUCACCAAGGGCCGCAGACGCUACCGCACCACCAUGAUACGAGCACGCUUAAUGUAGUAUAUAUAUAUAUAUUCUUCCUUGUGUCAUUAUUCCCUGUUUUUCUUGUAUUUUAUUCAUGUAUCAGGAAGGUGGACGGAAGCUGUAUAUAUGUAUAUAUGUAUAUAACUGUAUAAUUAUUAUGAUUAUUAUUAUAGCCUGUGACCGUUUUCUCUCUGUAUUUCUAUGGACCUGGAGUCCUUUCUUACUUGCGGUAUAUAAUGAAGCUUCUCGGUGACCGGCGAGGGGGUUGUCCAUUAUUUAAUUUUGUACAAGUAUUGAUGUUUUGAUGAUGGAGAAGAUGGAAACGGCAUCAAUAAAACACUCUCUA
Molecule: messenger RNA, 2147 nt
Organism: Hyla sarda
Lineage: Eukaryota; Metazoa; Chordata; Amphibia; Anura; Hylidae
Exons: 5
Coding region: 873-1583 (236 amino acids)
Biological process (GO): triglyceride homeostasis; regulation of lipid metabolic process
Source: RefSeq, a predicted model, not a curated record